Messenger RNA from Penicillium egyptiacum, 7851 nucleotides. The record is from the annotation of a GenBank genome assembly. NCBI's taxonomy places the organism in Eukaryota, Fungi, Ascomycota, Eurotiomycetes, Eurotiales, Aspergillaceae.
AUGUCAUUCACAAGCCCAUCCAUGUUACUCUUCGGACCUCAGUCAUCAACUCCGUCCCAAGAAACACUAUCUCAACUUCGCUAUCUACUUGGAUCCGACUCUCACACACCAUUAAAGCCCCUUUGGGACGCAGUCAGGGAUGUUGCUACUGUGUGGUCAACUCUGACAGCAUCGGACUUACAACUGAAUGGUAUCCCAGGUGCCAAAUACAUCCAGCAACUUCUUAGCCUGGUUGGCCCCCAAGAGCCAGAGACAGAAAUUCAGAUCGACCAGUUGCCGAGCACAGUGAUCACACCUUUGACAGUUAUCUUGCAUCUAGCCCAGUACCUCUUGUACAUCGACGCAAGAUCCGCCAAUAACAUAUCCUCUCAUGCCCAGGUCCUUGAGCAAGUACGACCCAAAGGAGGAACCCAGGGUUUCUGUACCGGCCUUUUCAGUGCUGUUGCAGUUGGCGUGAGCCGUGAUGAAAGAGAUUUGGCCCGAUGGGUCAGAGCAGUUCUGAAAUUGGCAGUUGCCAUUGGUGCCUGUGUCGAUGCAGACGCUCGUGGCCAAUUUUCAGCUGAGACUGGAUGCAUGGUUGUCAGGUGGUCAAAUGAGGGGGGCAAAACACAGCUCCUUGGAUCCAUUGAUCAGAUUCCAGGUGCAUACAUCUCCGUGUACCCUGACGGCAAUGCUGCCACUGUCACAGUGCCUCUGACCUCAAUGGCCACUUUAACAAAGGCCAUUCAAGCUCACAAGCUAGUGGGCAUUUCACUCGAUAUGCGAGGUCGAUUUCAUACGGUGGAUUACCAGGCUAUUGCAGAUAAGCUGAAGGGGUUAUGUGCAAGAGUUCCUGAACUACAGUUGCCACGCGCGCAAGAGCUCGUGGUGCCUAUCCUCGGGAAUGACGGACAGAUAUUUCCACCAACUUCCUUUCUCCACGACAUUAUCAUCGAUGCAAUCCUGGUUCAGACAUGCAAUUGGCAUACGACUAUCUCCACUGCUGUUGCAGAUGUCAGCAUGGCGUCUGGCCAUCAACAACCUCAUUUUGUUCAAUUUGGCAAUGUCGAUUGCAUUCCUUCUUCCGUCCUGCGAGCCGUGCCUAAUACCACUCUACAGCGGAUGCCCAAGUCGUUGUUGGAAAUCGGGAAUCUGAAACCGGGAAUGAGCACUGCUACACAGCCGUCACUGCCACAGAAUGGCGUGGCUAUUGUGGGAAUGGGCGGUCGUUUCCCCGGAGCAGACGACUUGGAGGACUUUUGGAAGCUCCUCUGCGAUGGUUCAUCUCAGUGCGAGCAAAUGCCCGAGGAGCGCUUUCGUCGUCAGAACUUACGACGCUCGCCGGAUAACAAGCUUCCAUUCUGGGGAAAUUUUGUCCGAGGUAUUGACUGCUUUGAUCACCGUUUCUUCCGGAAAUCGUCCCGUGAGGCGGCUACCAUGGAUCCCCAGCAACGUCUACUCCUCGAAGUGGCCUAUCAAGCGCUUGAAUCGUCAGAAUAUUUCUCACUGCCUAAAGAUGCGCCGCAGGAUAUCGGCUGCUAUGUCGGAGUGUGUGCAUCCGACUACAAUGACAACGUAGCGGCCCAUGCUCCGAACGCCUUCUCCAGCUUGGGAACCCUGCGUGCCUUCCUGACGGGUAAGAUCAGCCAUUAUUUUGGCUGGACAGGACCCUCAAUCACAUACGAUACUGCUUGUUCUUCGUCCGCCGUGGCCAUCCAUGCUGCCUGCAAGGCAAUCCAAACAGGAGAGUGUUCCAUGGCACUAGCGGGAGGAGCCAGUCUCUACACGAGCCCCUUCUUCUAUCAAAAUCUUGCAGGGGCUUCAUUCCUAAGCCCCACUGGUCCCACCAAGCCUUUUGAUGCCAAGGGAGACGGGUACUGUCGAGGCGAAGGUGUAGCACUGGUGGUGUUGAAAUCUCUUGCAGCUGCACAGGCCGAUGGAGACCGAAUCCUGGGAGUCAUUGGCGCUACCGCUGUCAACCAAAAUAUCAACGACACCCCCAUCACAGUGCCACACGCAGACUCUCAGGUGAGCCUGUAUGAGAAAGUUGCAUCUGAUGCUGGGAUCCAUCCCCACGACGUCUCUUAUGUGGAAGCGCAUGGAACGGGCACACCCGUUGGAGACCCAAUCGAGCUGUCCAGUAUCCGCAAGGUCUUUGGUGGAGUCACCCGGAAGAAUCCAGUACAUGUUGCCUCCAUAAAGGGUAACAUUGGGCAUCUGGAGGGCGCAUCUGGCGCCGCAUCCUUAAUCAAGACCCUGCUGAUGAUGCGCCACCAGACGAUUCCCGUGCAGGCCAAUCACUCCCAACUCAACCCUAAGAUUCCCGCACUGGAACCAGAUAAUCUUGCUAUCCCCAGAUCAACAACUCCAUGGAAGGCGCCCAUGCAGAUUGCCUGUAUCAACAAUUAUGGAGCAGCUGGAAGUAACGCAGCCAUGAUUGUGCACGCUCCGAUUCCGACCAAACACGCGGGUACAGUCUGUGCCCUGCCCAAAUACCCCAUUCGCCUCACAGCCAACUCAGAGACUAGUAUGCAAGCUUACUGCCAAUCCAUGCUGAAAUAUAUCCAGAAAUGGCGCCGUCAGUACAGCGAGAGUGAAAUUUUGGCGAGCGUUUCCUUCCACUUGUCACACCAGCAGAAUAAAUCAUUGCCACUAGAUACUAUUGCGACCGUGUCCUCUAUGUCGGAAUUGAUACGGUUACUGGAUAGCCCACAGUUGCAGCAGCGAUCUGUUGUCUCGCGGAACCCCAUUUUGGUUUUUGGUGGACAGACUAGCAAGCAAGUUGGGUUGAGUCGACAGAUCUUUGAGGCCUCUCUCCCACUGCGACGACACUUGGAUGCCUGCAAUGAGGUCAUCCAAUCGCUCAAUCUUGCCAGUAUAUACCCCGCCAUAUUCCAGACCGAGCCUGUCGAAGACUUGGUCUUGCUUCAUUCCCUGUUCUUCGCUAUCCAGUAUGCCAGUGCCAAUGCCUGGAUGGAUAGCAAUGUCGCCCCCGCCGCUGUCAUCGGGCACAGCUUUGGUCAAUUGACUGCAUUGUGCGUCAGUGGGGUCUUGUCUCUGAAGGAUGCACUUCGGCUUGUCACAGGGCGUGCUUUUUUGAUGGACAGCCACUGGGGACCGGAGGGAGGCUCCAUGGUCUCUCUGCAGGCAUCGUUAGAUCAGGUUACUGCAAUCAUCGGAGCUGUCGACGCCCAGCUUGAAAUUGCGUGCUAUAAUGGGCCCCAAAGCCAUGUCAUUGUGGGAUCUGCGACGGCAAUUGACAGCGUGGAGCAGCUUCUUCAACGAAGUGAUACCAAAUGGGGCCACAUAAAAUACAAGCGACUGGUAGUAACCCAUGGCUUCCAUUCACGCUUUACCGAGCCACUUCUGUCCGAUUUGACUGAACUUUCUAAGUCUCUCACUUUCAAUACUCCCAGCAUUCCGAUCGAAACAUGCUCGGAGGGCAGCAGCUGGUCGAACAUCACUGCCGCUCGCAUUGCAGAACAUACGCGCACUCCGGUUUACUUCUCCCACGCCGUCCAACGAUUGGCUGGCCGAAUGGGCCCGUCUGUCUGGCUCGAAGCAGGCUCAGGCUCUGGGGUCAUCGGCAUGGUCCGCAGUGCACUACUCGAUCCCUCUGAGCAAGUCUACCAGUCUGUUGAGCUUCGUGAUCCUUCUGGACUGUCAAACCUAGCUGAGAUCGCCGUUAAAUUAUGGAAUCAAGGAGUCGAGGUUGCCUUCUGGCCCUUCGACCGUCGUAACCGUGCUCAAUAUUUGGACCUUCCCCUGCCGCCGUACCAAUUCGAAAAGAACAGGCACUGGUUGGACUGGAAGGACACAGUUUCCCAGGAAACCGUAACGCCACCUGUGAUGAGUGUGACUGAUACGCCCCGUUCUGAGCCAGUGCUUCUCUCCCUGAGCAAGUACCUGGACACCGACGGGAACGACGCCGAGUUUGCGAUCGAUCCCGCCAGCGAGCAGUACCGCUUCUUCGUGGAGGGACAUGCUGUCCUUGCACAGCCAUUAUGCCCGGCUCCCUUGUACAUUGACCUGGCUGCACAAGCUGCUUGCGAACUCGCAGGAGAAGAAUGUGGAGUGCCGAGCAUUGAGGACCUGCAAAUUCAGGCGCCAUUGGGAGCGGGAGACCGGCGUAUUCAGCUUGAACUUCGACGCGUUGACCCUAACACACCAGUUUGGAAAUUCACUGUCGCCAGUCAUCGGGCAGCCACACCGGAAAGCAUCGAUCGCCACGCCGCGGGAAUAGUCCGCUUCUACAAUGAUGCGAAUCGCUUGGCAGACGACUACGCUCGUGUCGAGAGCUUGUUGGGCCCAGAGCGAUAUAUGCGUAUCCCACAGGAACCGCAUGCUGAGGCACUUCAGGGAUCUCAAGUCUACAAAGCAUUCGGCAAGGUCGUGACCUACCGUCCCUAUUACAAGGGAGUGCGAAGCGUACAUGCCUUGGGGCGAGAGGUUGUCGGUCGGGUCAAGCUGCCUGAACUCCCUCCCCCAGGGCCUUCCCAUGAUGCUACCAAGACCAAGGCUGCAAUGGACCCACGGGCGCUUGACAAUUUCAUCCAAGUGUCCGGCCUUCACGUCAACUGCCUCACAGAGCUGCAGGAAAACGAGGUUUACGUCUGCACCAAGGUGGACCGCGUUCAAGCGCGUGCCCCGAUUGAAGACAAUGGCUCAUGGCUUGUUUACUCCAGCUACCGGCCUGUGAGCAAUAGGGAACUUGUUAACGACAUCUAUGUUUGUGAUGCGGCUUCCAAGUCCUUGAUAUUGUUUAUUUUCGGUGCUCGCUUUACCAAAGUCCAAAUCUCCAGUCUGACACGAGUCUUGGCUCGGGCCAACGACCGGUGCCCGUCGACACUCCUGUCUUCACCACCCAGAUCAGUGGCUCCCUCACCUCCACCAACGGUUUCGAAGAGCCUUCGUCAACGAGGCUCCAAAGGUAAAGCGCCAACCCGAGCUCCUGGCCGUGACUUUGGAGCAGAGCUUCGAUCUCUCCUCGAAACGGUCGCCGAAGUGCCGUCGGCAGAGGUACAGGAUGAUGCCAGUUUUGAUGACCUUGGCAUCGAUUCUCUGAUGGUCACUGAAGUGCUCAGCGAGAUAAAUUCAGUUUUCUCUGUGUCUAUCACUAUGGACGAGUUUGCCACCAUGAAGGACAUCAGGGCUAUUGUUGUCGCCCUCCAGCGGCUUCUUGGGGGUGGGCUCGUCUCUACCCCGGGAACCUCCACACCGUCCGAUACUGACUCAGACGACAAUAUCUUUGAUGAUGCACAGCUAUCAACCCAAGGUUCCAGCUCGGGAGCUAGCACACCUCCUACAGCCGACGAGUCCACUAUGGGUCCGAAGAUAGUCGUGCAACUGAGCAAACUCUUGGCUACCCACCUAGAAUGCCCCGAACCCAUUGCCUUGGACGCCAACCUGGCCAGCUUGGGUCUGGAUUCUUUGCUCUGCAUGGAAUUGGCUGCUGAUAUGAAGCAGGAUCUGGGGGCGGAUGUGGAUAUGGCUCGGCUCGACCAGGACUCCACAUUCCAGGACCUCGUCCAAUUAGUCAGUGAGGUUCUACCUGCAGCUUCGAAUAUUUUGUCCUCUCCUGGAUACCAACUCCCUCAAGUGGUUGCGGGGCUUGCUCGCCAAACUAGCGCGAAGCUGUCUGCGCCUUUGAGCGCCAAGGGCGCUCCUCUUAUUGGAGCCCAAGCUGCUUUUGAAGCAAUUCGUUUCGACUACGAUAAGCACACACAGAAGACUGGAUUCGCUGACUUUUGGACACGAGUGUAUCCUACCCAGGCGAGACUAGUUUUGGCAUAUACGGUCGAGGCCUUCACACGUUUGACUUGUGAUUUGGCCCGCCUCUCAGCAGGCGAAAAUCUUCCGUCUAUCUCCUACCUGCCCAAGCAUGAGCCUCUUGUCCAGCAGCUGUACAAUAUCCUCCGGGACGGACAACUGAUAGCCACAGAUGGCAGUAAGCUGGUUCGAACCGACCGACCGGUUGAUCAAACCCCCUCGAUCACGAUUUAUGAACAAAUCCAGGCCCGCGCACCUCAGCAUGCGAUGGAGCAUCAACUCCUCCAUAUGACUGGAUCCAAAUUGGCCGAAUGCUUGAUUGGUACCGCAGAUCCAUUGGAUAUUCUGUUCCGUUCCAGGGAAAACCGUACCGUUCUUGAGUCAGUUUACGCAAAGGGGCCGAUGUACGAGGCUAUCUCGGAGCAGCUGUGCAGCUUCAUUGACAAAGCAUUCUCGUCCUCGUCAUCAUCCUCUGAGCCUUUUGAGAUACUGGAACUCGGAGCUGGCACGGGUGGUACCACACGGUAUGUAGUCGAGCUCCUCGAACGACGGGGAAUUCGAUUCAACUACACAUUCAGCGAUCUGUCUGGAUCUCUUGUUGCCGCCGCACGGCGCAAGUUCGGGUCAAAGCACCCAUCUAUGCGCUUCCAGGUUGUUGAUAUCGAAAAGCAGCCUGCGGAGGAAUUGCAGGGCAAGUACCAUGCUGUUAUCUCGACCAACUGCAUCCAUGCAACGAAAGACCUGGAGAUCUCCACCCGGCACAUGCGCCAGAUGCUGCGACCGGACGGAUUUAUCUCGCUAGUCGAAUUCACCCGCAAUAUGUACUGGUUCGAUCUCGUCUUUGGCCUUCUCGACGGCUGGUGGCUGUUCUCUGACGGACGGCCGCAUGUCCUCGCGUCGGAGUGGUUCUGGGAUGCUAGCAUGCGUCGCGCCGGCUAUCAGCACGUUUCCUGGACCGACGGUCCCUCGCUCGAAUCUCGCACCUUGCGCAUCAUCACUGGCUUCAAUGCUCCACCUGAGAAUACUUCUUUUAUUCCUAAGCGAGUACCGCAAGAUGCAGAGACGAAAACGGAGAUUGUUCGCUACAAGCAGCAGGAAGGUGUUUCCCUGUUUGCUGACAUAUUUUAUCCGCCCUCCUUCGUACCUUCGGAGCCCCGACCUAUUGCCCUCAUGAUCCACGGUGGUGGACAUGUCAUGCUGUCCCGCCGGGAUGUUCGUCCUAAGCAAACGCCAACACUACAUUCCAUGGGCUUCUUGCCCAUCUCCAUUGACUAUCGCCUCUGCCCAGAAACUACAUUGGUUGAUGGACCGAUGUCUGAUGUCUGUGAUGCCCUUCACUGGGCCCGUUCGGCCCUUCCCCAUCUUCCGCUCCUCGCCCAGGGGCUGAAGAUCGAUGCAUCCCGCAUCGCCAUAGUUGGCUGGUCCACGGGCGGACAUUUGGCCAUGACUACCCCAUUCACAUCAGUCCAGCGCGGCCUGGCACCUCCCACGGCCAUCCUGGCCUUUUACUGCCCUACCGACUACGAAGAUCCUUGCUGGCAAAAUCCAAACUACCCGGAGAGCAGCCGUGAGUUAGCCCAGUCUACAGACUAUGAUCUUCUCGCCGGGGUUCAAGACCGACCGAUCACCGCAUACCAAGUGUCAGCCAAGAUGCGGGCUGUCGGUGGCUGGAUGGCGCCCCAGGACCCGCGCUCACGGAUCGUCUUGCACAUGAACUGGAAGGGCCAGUUCUUACCAGUACUCCUUCGUGGACUGCCUGGUUUAGGUCACGUAUCUGCUGAGCAGGGACGGGCGCUGCUCGAGCAGUCUCAACCUUCGGAGAAGGAUAUUCAAGCGGUCAGUCCAUAUGCGCAGAUCUCGCAUGGCAGAUAUACUACGCCUACCGCCGUGGUACAUGGAACCGAGGACGAUCUGAUUCCCUGGGCUCAGAGUCAGCGGACAGUGGAGGCGCUGAAGCAGCGCGGAGUGCGCUCAGAGCUGGUUCUUGUCGAGGGCAAGAUUCACCUCUUUGACUUGUAUCCUGACUCCGAUGGCAAGGGAGGUGAAGCCUUGCGCAAGGCAUAUGCGUUUUUGGCUCGUGAAGUUUUUGGAAGCUCGAAUUAG